Messenger RNA from Rotaria sp. Silwood1, 720 nucleotides. The record is from the annotation of a GenBank genome assembly. Lineage: Eukaryota; Metazoa; Rotifera; Eurotatoria; Philodinida; Philodinidae.
AUGGCGGUUGGUGAUCAUUUACCAAUUAUUGUACCAUCAUCAGCUAGUGUAAAUUCAUCUUCUAUAUCAAAAUCUACAUCACCAUCAUCAUCACCAAUAAUAGAACGACGACGUUUUGCACCAGUAGCUACACAUAAUAGUUCAACGUUUAUUCGAUUUCCUACUAGUGCACGUCAAUCAACAUUAUUUGUUCCUGUAUAUCAACCACAAGUACGUGUUUCAUCCGUACAACCAUGUUCAUUAACGACAGAUACUCAAUCUAUAUCAAAUAAAUCGAAAUCAUCAAAUACUCCGCCAUCAAGUAUUGGUAGUGAUCAACAUAAACAUAAUUAUUCUCAACAAAGAUCCAAUCCUAUAUUAAACAAUCCUUUAUUAAAUCAUCGAAAAGAACAACCAAAAUUAUUUUCAAAAAAAUUUUCAACUAACUUUUCACAUACAACAAGAAUUUGUUUAUCAUCAAAAACUAAUUCAAAUGAUAAUCAACUAUCAACAAAUCAUACAAGUACAGCUCCUUUGUUAACUCAUCAAAUAGAAAAUACUGCUGAUACAAUAAUAACUGCAAAUGAUGAUGAAAAUUCUGAUCAACAAGAAAUCGAAUAUUUUUGUAAAACUAAAUAUGAUUAUAUAACACGUUGGUUACAUGAUGUUCGACAAGCCACUUAUUGUACAGAAACAUUUCCUACAACAAAACGUUCAAAAAAACGAUUCGUACAAUCUUAA